Molecule: messenger RNA, 1002 nt
Organism: Aspergillus welwitschiae
Lineage: Eukaryota; Fungi; Ascomycota; Eurotiomycetes; Eurotiales; Aspergillaceae
Product: DUF1770 domain-containing protein
Exons: 3
Coding region: 120-665 (181 amino acids)
Biological process (GO): mitophagy
Molecular function (GO): mitochondrion autophagosome adaptor activity
Source: RefSeq, a predicted model, not a curated record
CUAUACUCUCAAUCUUACUAUCUACAAGUUUUAAGUCCCUCCGGUGUCAAAACCCGCGGGUCCGAAAUCCUUCCGUUCACACAGAUACCUACAUCCAUUCUUAUAAAAUACCACCCAUCAUGACCGACCCCGCCCUCCAAAUCCCCGAAGUCAUCCAAACCGCCUCCAUCAACCCGGCGCCGUCCGCGGAACACGACGUCAACCCGCCCACCGCAGCCUCCGAGAAGCAGCCCAUCGUGGAAGAUGAUGUCGCCUCCGAAGCAGGCAGUAUCCCCUCCGAUGUCGUCGAUCCUCACCGCAUGAUCAAGCCCGUCUCGCGACGACACCAUCUGCCCCCAUUGCCCGAUCUGCGCUUCGAACAGAGCUAUCUCGCCAGCUUGCGGGGAGCUGAUACCUGGGGCCGAGUAGCUUGGAUUACCAUCAGAGACCAGGUCCUCCUCCCUCUAAUCCAGGGCACCGUCUGGACUCUCGCUCUCUCUGGCUGGCGAUUCUGGAACCGCAACGCGUCCCUCAGUGGCCAGACACUCGGUAGCAAGAUCCGGAGAUGGUGGUACGAGGUGAACAACUGGAAGCUGCCUCCUUUGCGAUCGGCCAGGGAUCCUCACAUGGCGGCGAAGGUGGAAGACUUCUACACGGCCCAGUUCUCGAAUGCCGGUGCUGAUUAGGUUGUCUUUUUGAGUUGAUUUGUAUGGUUGUCAAAGGUAUUGACGUGACUGUGGGUGUCUAGUAAAGUCUGCAUUUGGGGAGUUUAGCGUACGGCGUUUAUCCUUUCGAACCAGUGAGCCUUGAUUGAUUGAUAUUAAGCUUCCGUAUAUAGCCGGGGGCUUUCAUUUUCCUACACGCUAUUUCUGGUGUCUAGAGCCGAGGGAUACGGAACUUCUAUUGUUUCAUCCCAAUCUUGCAAUUUAAGUACUGUACAUAGCACAUAGCAGCCCCGGCAAGAGGUCCGUCCAUCUGGUAUGACAGGUUAUGUCUUGGAGUCCUCAUCUCUCUAAUACCUAA